Molecule: messenger RNA, 1147 nt
Organism: Dufourea novaeangliae
Lineage: Eukaryota; Metazoa; Arthropoda; Insecta; Hymenoptera; Halictidae
Product: zinc finger protein 567-like
Exons: 1
Coding region: 72-1139 (355 amino acids)
Biological process (GO): regulation of transcription by RNA polymerase II
Cellular component (GO): nucleus
Molecular function (GO): DNA-binding transcription factor activity, RNA polymerase II-specific; RNA polymerase II transcription regulatory region sequence-specific DNA binding
Source: RefSeq, a predicted model, not a curated record
CCUUCGAUGCAUUGUCCUUGGGUUUUGUCGAUUUCAGGGACGGAAGCGAGACAUUCGGCGGAUUAUCGGGGAUGCUGCGUCAAAUACUAUCGCCGUCACCCGAGACCGGGGACACCUGUUUACCUGUCAGUUCUACCCUGCUUCAGAACACCUCUAUAUACUCCAAUCAGUCGUCGAUGAUGCCGUCGACAUUCCAAACCGCCCCGUCCUAUCUGCCGUCCAUUUGCUCCGAUCAGAAUCUUCUGGAUCACAUGCAGAUCGUUGUCGAGUCCCACCCGUGUCCCACCUGCGGCCUCGAGUUCCGUAGCGCCCUUAAGUUGAAUUACCAUAUGAGAACGAGCCAUCUAGGUCUGCCGGAAUUCGAGCACAAUAUCGACAACUCGGUGAGAUACUCUUGCGCCGUUUGCUCACGGAGUUUCUACGCUUUGAGUCACUUGCGGAUGCACGAGGUCACGCAUACGGCGCCGAUCGUGACCUCCUGUCCACCGAUUCCAACGAUGUCGCCUUCUGUGAACGUCGAGAAGACAUUCGGUUGCGACCGUUGCCAAGCGAGUUUCCGUUACCGUACGUUACUCGAGCGGCACCGAAGGAUGCACGAAGUCGGCCAGGAGAAACCCUAUUCCUGUCCUAGGUGCCUGAUGCGUUUCGAGACGCGAAAUCUGUACAAUCAUCACGCGAAAACACACAAGCCGGUUCUGACGGGAAACGAUAGAAUCAUCGACACGUCCAUGGUGUCGUCCGGUGGUGGUGAUCCGGUAACCAGCAGUAUUAGCGGCACCAUGGUCGCCGCCCCGUUGCCGAACAAAUCGAUAGCCUCGUAUCCGUGCGACUCAUGCUCGAAACAAUUCGCCAGCAUCGAAUCCUUGACCACACACAAGGCCGUGCACAGGUCCAGACCUCUCGUAUGCGAUGUCUGCGGCAAAGGUUUCACACAUCGAAAGUAUUAUGUGGUGCAUCAGCGCAUUCACACCGGGGAAAGACCGUAUCUUUGUGCCAUGUGUGGGAAAUCGUUCACUCAGGCGUCCACGCUUACCGUUCAUCGUCGCUAUCACACUGGAGAACGGCCUUAUACCUGCACGCUCUGCGGUAAAGGAUUCGUUACCAGAACGAUUAUGCUUAAUCAUAUGAAAAAGCAUUAAGGAGUUAG